This is a messenger RNA of Trichechus manatus latirostris (Florida manatee), 3043 nucleotides long. RefSeq names its product protein tyrosine phosphatase non-receptor type 7 (gene PTPN7). Gene Ontology annotation, biological process: signal transduction; peptidyl-tyrosine dephosphorylation. NCBI's taxonomy places the organism in Eukaryota, Metazoa, Chordata, Mammalia, Sirenia, Trichechidae. The record is from RefSeq and is a predicted model, not a curated record. The transcript has 10 exons. Bases 119 to 1201 code for a protein of 360 amino acids. Gene Ontology annotation, molecular function: protein tyrosine phosphatase activity; protein kinase binding. Gene Ontology annotation, cellular component: cell junction; cytosol; plasma membrane.
AGCCCUCAAAGACAGACCGAUAGACAGACAGCUGGCAAGAGGCAGCCUGGGGGACACAGCUGCUUCAGCAAACCCCAUGGCUGAGUGAGCCUCCCCUGGGCCCCCCACCCAUCUCAGCAUGGUCCAGCCCUGUGGGGGGCGCUCCAGAGCACAGCCACCGACCGUGUAUUUGGGGGCAGCCAUGACCCAGCCUUUGCCCGACAAAGCGCCAGCCAAGAAGCAUGUUAGGCUGCAGGAGAGGCGGGGCUCCAACAUAGCUCUGAUGCUGGACGUGAGGUCCCUGGGGGCCGUGGAGCCCAUCUGCUCGGUGAACACGCCCCGGGAAGCCACCCUCCACUAUCUGCGCACGGCUGGGCACCCCCUCUCACGCUGGGCCCUGCAGCACCAGCCACCCAGCCCCAGACAGCUGGAGGAGGAAUUCAUGAAGAUCCCCUCGAACUUUGUCAAUCCUGAAGAGCUAGACAUCCCAGGCCACGCCUCUAAGGACCGAUACAAGACCAUCUUGCCAAAUCCCCAGAGCCGUGUCUGCCUAGGCCGGGCACAGAACCAAGAUAAUGGAGACUACAUCAAUGCCAACUACAUCCGAGGCUAUGACGGGCAGGAGAAGGUCUACAUUGCAACCCAGGGCCCCAUGCCCAACACGGUGGCGGACUUCUGGGAGAUGGUGUGGCAAGAAGAAGUGUCCCUCAUUGUCAUGCUCACUCAGCUCCGAGAAGGCAAGGAGAAAUGUGUCCACUACUGGCCCACAGAAGAGGAAAUUUAUGGACCCUUCCAGAUCCGCAUCCAGGACAUGAAGGAGCGCCCAGAAUACACUGUGCGGCAGCUCACCAUCCAGUACCAGGAGAAGUGCCGGUCAGUGAAGCAUGUCCUCUUCUCAGCCUGGCCUGACCACCAGACCCCAGAGUCGGCUGGGCCUCUGCUGCGUCUGGUGGCUGAGGUGGAAGAGAGCCCAGAGACAGCUGCUAACACCGGGCCCAUAGUGGUCCACUGCAGUGCAGGGAUUGGCCGCACUGGCUGCUUCAUCGCCACCAGAAUUGGCUGCCAGCAGCUGAGGGCCAGAGGAGAAGUGGACAUUCUGGGCAUCGUGUGCCAACUGCGGCUGGACAGAGGGGGGAUGAUCCAGACCACGGAGCAAUACCAGUUCCUGCACCACACUUUGGCCCUGUAUGCGGCCCAGCUGCCCGAGGAGUCCAGCCCCUGACCCCUCCCACCCUCCACCAGCCCAGGUGCCAACUUUCCUUCAAACCUCAGAAAGUGGGUCUCAGGAAAGUAGACUGUGUGACCUGGGGCACCUCUGGGUGGGCAUGAAGAACAAAUGCAUCUUCAGCGAGCUCUUGCAGCCACAGGAAGCUUCAUCAGCAAGAUGAGGGGCCAGACUCCAGGUCUUCAACACUGGCCGCUCCUCAGUUUUCUCUAGUGCCUCCAAGCAGACGAUGGCGGGGACCUCCCAUGUCUCUCUGAACUUAAAGAUACGAGCUGGCACUUACGACAAACCUGAGAAAGAAGUCCAGGUGUCUGGUCUUCUCUUUGUGAGCUUCAGUCUGCUCGUCUAUAACAUGGACAUUAAGUGCUCUGCUGCCAUACAAGGAAGCAAUCAGAGAAGUUCCUAGAAGCCAUUCCCUUCCUGUGACUGGCAAGAGGGUGAUUCAAGAGCGUAUUCCACCAGACCCUGCCCCUGCCCAAGCACAGGCCAGAUGCAAGAGCUGGGAGAGUCUGGUCCUGACCUCAGUCAAGUGCUCAACAUGCUAGCCUUGAUUCCCUGCUCCCCCAUUACCCAUCUGUGAGGGCCAGACACCCACCAAACAGGACAAGGAUCCAGAUCAUCCCUCCUUCCAUACAUGUGUACAAGGUGGCCAGGUCAAGCAAUUGAAAUCUCUGGGAAGAGAAAAGUUGGAGGUCCCCCUCAGAAGCCCAGAGCUGUAAUUGCCAGCCACUCAUCCCAACUACUCCCUAGAGAGGCCCCAGCAUCCUCUGCCUUACUUCUAUGACCUCAGAUGAUACCCUGGGCACUAAAGAAGUAAAAAAGAAAGAGGAGAAGAGACAAAGAACUUCGCCUGGUUUUAGACAACCAGCCCCCACCCCUACAUUUGCAGAUACCUAGAGAGCUUUCUCAUCUUGAUAAACAAUCUGGGGUUUAUGACCACUCCAUGCAGAUAUGGGGGCUCAGACUGAACUGGGACCCCACAUAGUCUGUUAACUCCCCUCAUCCGUUUCAGCAUCCAUACAAUUUCCAGGGUACCCCAGAUCUAUCUCAGGGCUGAAGUAGACAUCCCAGGAAACUAUUCAAAUCCUUCACCCUCCUUGAGUCUAAGAUGGCUGCCUCUGGGGAUGAAGGUAAGGCGCCAUUUCUCCCGGCACUCCGCCUCUGGGAUCUGAUUCUGCUGAUACCAAUUCUUCGUGGAAAUCCCCAAGGAGCUAGAUCCUGGAGAGAGCUGGGCUCCUUACUCAUGACAUCUCUUCUGAAGAAUAUGCAGUGUUAAAACUGAAGCUUAAUUUUCUUAAUGCUUCUGCUUGGCCUUACUGAGGAACUCCUCCUUCUUUACAGCCCUAGGAAGGGGGUCAACCCCUGUGAGAGGCACUUACAGUCUGUGCCAAGGAAGCUGGGUGGGAACCCCUUAAGUGCCUGAUCUUACCCAGAGCUCAGACCCAGCCAGGAGGGAAGCUCCCCUCCAUGUCGCUGUUGCCCCAACCCUGUUCCAGAACUUAGAGGGUACAAGCUCGGGAAAAGUAACCAAGUGGGAAAAUAAAGACUUUUUGGAUGACUGAUUCAUUCCUUCUCUCCAUCUUCUUCUCAGGCCUUUGGGGCUUCUUUAAAGCAACAGGGAGAGUUAAGACUCCACAAACUAGGAACAGGCUACAGAUAUCUGUUCCUGGGAUAUGCCCCACUUGUAGCACUUUGAGGGGCACAUAAGACAAAGUCAAGCUGGAGUCAGUUUAGGAAAUAGAACGAAGGCCUACCCAAGGAGCUAGAGAGGAAUUUAUGAAGAGUCGAGGCUAAAUGGUGGUGGAAUAAUCUGGAAAAGGACAGUGGUGAUGGCUGCAC